Molecule: messenger RNA, 1740 nt
Organism: Notechis scutatus (mainland tiger snake)
Lineage: Eukaryota; Metazoa; Chordata; Lepidosauria; Squamata; Elapidae
Source: RefSeq, a predicted model, not a curated record
AGACCAAAGAAACUACUUCUCCCAGAAUCCCUUCCGAUCCAAGCUCCUUCUUCCCGGAAGUUGCUCACCGAACUUGAUUGGCCGCUCUGGAGAUGAUCCGUGAGCAUGUGCCAAAGGUUGAUAUUUCUUAUAAUGACAAUGGGUUGGAUUCUGCACUCUUUGUGGAAAACAGAAAAAAAGUGAUGAUUGUAUCAAGAGCUAAUAGUAUUGGUUCUACCAGUGCCUCUUCAGUACCAAAUACAGAUGAUGAAGACUCUGAUUACCAACAAGAUACCUACAAAGAAUCAUACAAGGAUCGCCGUCGCCGUGCUCAUACACAAGCUGAGCAAAAGCGGAGGGAUGCUAUCAAGAAAGGUUAUGAUGAUUUGCAAGCAAUUGUACCCACAUGCCAGCAGCAAGAUUUCUCAAUAGGCUCCCAGAAGCUAAGCAAGGCGAUUGUACUCCAGAAGACCAUUGAUUAUAUUCAAUUCUUGCAUAAAGAAAAAAAGAAGCAAGAGGAAGAGGUCUCCACUCUCCGAAAAGAUGUGAUGGCCUUGAAAAUCAUGAAAGUAAACUAUGAAGAGAUUGUUAAAGCUCACCAGGACAAUCCCAGUGAAGGAAAGAAUCAGAUCUCUGACCAAGUGAAGUUCAAUGUUUUCCAGGGUAUCAUGGACUCCUUGUUCCAGUCCUUUAAUGCCUCCAUCUCUGUAACAAGCUUUCAGGAGCUCUCAGCUUGUGUUUUCAGCUGGAUAGAAGAGCAUUGUAAGCCACAGACCCUGCGAGACAUUGUCAUUGGUGUACUGCAACAACUGAAGAGCCAACUCUACUAAUCAAAGAGAAAGCUUUGAAGGGCCUAAUUUGCAGAUAUAUGGCCAAGAAGCGUUAUUCCUUCCAGUAAUUCCAUUUCAAGCUUUUUUUUUAGGGCUACAGAUUGAUUUUACCUCUGGAAUCCCCUCAGUUUACACAGCAAGCUCUUCAGAUGGGGAGAAAAAUAAUCAGCUCUCAAUUCAUGUGGAUUGCUUGCUGCCAUCUCUUUGAAGCCUUGGCUCUACUGUUCCUAUGCAUUAAUGUAGCUGAUUUAAUAGAAAUGUAUUUACAAUAUAUCAGGAUUUCGCAUGAGCCAAAUUCUUUUCUUAAAUGUGCAGAAACACCAGAAUGUCUCUUCACCUCAGUUUGGUAAAUACUUUUUCUAAAUGCCUAGAUGUUAUAUCUAAGGUUUGGUUCAAGGAGCAGUAGCUAGUGUAAUGAUUAUAAAAACAAAGCUAUGUAGCAUUUACCUUGGGUUAAGGGCAGAGAACCAGGGAAAUUAAGCAAUAAACUGCCUUCCUUUGUAUAAUACAUUCUGAUAGCCUUGUAGAGAGCUAGUAAGUUUCUUGUAACAACCUUCAGUUGUGUAGCCAACCUCCAGCUUUUGAAAAUUAACCUAUAUGCAAUCAUCAUUUGCCUUCACUUCUAUUCUAUGGAUUAAAAGUCUGAAUAGGCUUAUCAAUUAUGUUGUAUUAGCAAUAAAAGGGAAAAUAUCUUUUACUCUCUUGCAGCCUUGGUUUCUAAUAAUGCAAUGAAGUGAAUUAAGCCAACUCCCUUCUGCAGCUGCUUUUUUCGUUUAUUUUAUUUCUUUUGCUGCAAAAGUGGAUCUGCUGCCUUUUACAGACACCACUUUCUGGAUCUACUGCUGGCUGGUGGAGAAGGAUAUUAACUCAGACAAGACUGCUAUUUUUUUAUGAUGACAUGCAGUUCUAAUAAAUUUGCUAUGUGGUUGAA